GAGGAAGAGGAAGAGAAGGAGGAGCAGCAGCAGCAGCAGCUCCUGGUCCCAGCCCCGACCCGCUGCUCUCCCGCCGGCCGCAGGAACAGAACAACCAGGCUGGAGGAAGCGGCAAGAACGUGUUGUUGAACUUCUAGAGAGACAGAUGGGGACAGUUCCCUCCUUUCUGGUGGUGGCUGUGCUGUAAAACUGGGCUCCUGGUUUUCCAAGUGGUUCCUGUGUGUGAUACAUCGAAAGAUUUAGUGUCAAGGACUAUACCUGAGCGGGCUGCACUCCCUCUGCUGCAGGAAUCUCAAAAUGACUGGGCAGACCAUAGAGGAGUGGAGAAAUACAACUUUUGGCAAUAAAUCCUGUGGCCUGUAAUGCAUUCAUCCCAGUAAGUGAGAUUCAACAUUCUUGAAAAAGGAGUUGGAGACUUGCAAAAUAGUAAUUAAAAAAAAAAAAACCUCCUGCCAAUAAUUCCUAUCUGCACAAAUACAAGUUGAUCUGGAGAUUCAUGCAUAGAGCUGAUGAUGAGUUGCCUGUGGUUUUGGGGAGGCUAAUUCUUGCUUUUGAUUGCAUUGGAAAUCUGAACUUGAUGUUCAUGAGAAGCAAAACCAGAGAACGUGGGUUACUCAGUGUGCCUGAAGACCACAGAGGCAGCAGCGAGAAGGCAAAACUUCUGUUUGAAGCUGUAGCUUCAGCUGUGUUUUAUUGUGUGCACUGGGAACUGAGAGAAAUAGCAACCAACCUGGGAGAAAAUGCCAACUAAAGGUAAAUACUUCUUCAAUGAAAAUGAUGACUGCAGGAUAUCAGACCCGCUCUAUGAGAAGUACCGCUACACAAGCCAGCAGCAUCCCCUCCUGCUACUGCUGCUCUUCAUUGCAAUCAUCUUCUGGACUACUCUAAUUAUCAUCUUCUUUGUUACUGAUGUAGCGCGUUCUCAUCCUGCCUUCAUCAUCGCAGUGUGUGCUGCCCUGGUCAUAUUUGCAGUCAUGUACUUGCUGCUGUGCAUUGAAUCCCUGUUCCGAAGGUGGCUGACGUUCUUUGGAGUGAUGAUUUGGAUGUGCUUCCUAACUGUGGGAUAUGUAUCUCUUUUUGAAGAAAGUGAUUAUCAGCUGUGGGAUCAGGUGCCAUUCUUCCUGUUCAUAAUCUUCACAGUUUAUACCAUGCUACCCUUUGGGAUGCGAGGUGCCAUCAUAAUCAGUGUUCUUUCUGCUCUUUCCCAUAUUAUUGUUCUAAGCACUGUGGUAGGCAUGAUUUCUCAGAAAAAGGAUGAAUCCUUUCUAUUUCAGCUACUUGCCAAUGCUGUCAUUUUCCUUUGUGGUAACUUGAUGGGUGCAUUUCACAAACGCCAAAUGCAGGUUGCUUCGUGGGAUUUGUACAGAUACACACUGAAGUGCAUUCAGGUCAGAAUGAAACUGAAGAUUGAAAAGAGGCAACAAGAAAAUUUGCUUUUAUCCAUCCUGCCAGCUCAUAUCUCUAUGGAAAUGAAGUUGGCAAUCAUUGAACGACUGAAGGAAACUAAUGAUAAUAGGCAAAUGCAUGACAAUAAUUUCCACAGUCUAUAUGUAAAAAGGCACCAAAAUGUUAGCAUUCUUUAUGCAGAUAUUGUAGGAUUUACUCGCCUGGCCAGUGACUGCUCUCCUAAGGACCUUGUAGUGAUGUUGAAUGAGCUUUUUGGAAAGUUUGAUGAGAUUGCAAAGGAGAAUGAAUGCAUGAGAAUAAAAAUCCUGGGAGACUGUUACUACUGUGUCUCAGGCCUACCUGUGUCCUUACCAGUUCAUGCCAGGAACUGCGUUAAAAUGGGACUCGACAUUUGUGAAGCAAUCAAGAAGGUGAGAGAAGCCACAGGAGUAGACAUCAACAUGAGGGUUGGAAUUCACUCUGGGAACGUGCUGUGCGGGGUGAUCGGCCUGCGCAAGUGGCAGUACGACGUCUGGUCGCACGACGUGUCCUUGGCCAACCGCAUGGAAUCCGCUGGUGUCCCGGGCCGUGUGCACAUCACUGAAGCAACGUUAAAUCACCUAGGCAAAGCUUAUGAAGUAGAAGAAGGGAAUGGACACCUGAGGGAUCCUUACCUUGAAUCCAUGAAUAUCAAAACUUACUUAGUAGUUGAUCCAAGGUCGAAGCAAUGUAUAUCAAAUAAUCACCUCCCUAAAACAAGAGUUAACGACGGGCUGAAGAUGAGAGCAUCUGUGCGGAUGACACGGUAUUUGGAGUCCUGGGGAGCAGCCAGGCCCUUUGCCCACCUGAACCACAGGGAGAGUGUGAGCAGUGACUCUUCAAGUUCUCAGGGAAGGCAAAGAAAGGAAAUACCUUUGUGUUCCACUGGGCGCCAGAGAACAACUGAGAGAAAUUCAUCUCAGAAGGGAAGGAUGGAGGAAGACAUUUAUGAUGAAAUGAUGUCAACCAUUGAGGGCCUCAGUUCAACUAAUCCCUGGUGUGGCAAAUCCGAUGACUUCUGUGGAUUUUCACUGAUUUUUGCAGAACCUGGUCUUGAAAAAGAGUAUCGCACCAUUCCUAUCCUAAAACUGAAGAGUUACUUCGCUUGUGCCAGUUUUGUGUUCCUCUGUAUAUUUGUGAUACAGAUGUUUAUCAUGCCGAAAACUGCAAAACUGGGAAUUUCCUUUGGAAUUGUUGCAGUCAUCAUUGGGCUUAUUUUAUUUCUGUGCUUUGCUGAGAAAUGUAUGAAGUGCUGCUCAGAGCAGUGGCCUUUCCUGCGCCGUCUUUGUGCUAUCUCAGAAAAGGUGGAAACAAUGCCUUUACUUAGGCUUCCCUUAGCAGUCAUCACUAUAUCUGCCUUGCUGAUUAUAGCCAUUUUUAAUUUGACUACUGAGAAGAACAAACCUGCAAACUUUACUGGAUCAAAUGACAUGGGUGCUACUACCGAUCCUUUGGGAAACACAAGUCAUUCCUGCAUUGAGGAAACUUAUUAUGCUUACUGCUGUAUAUUGGGGUUCAUCGCUUGCUCGGUAUUUCUUCAAAUGAGCUUCGAACUCAAAGUUCUUCUCCUGUCCAUUGCUGUGACUGUCUACCUCAUCCUCUUUAACACCCCUCAGCAUAGAAACUUGAGCUUCUAUGACAACAGCACCAGGCUUUUCAUCAAAGAGCCGAGAAUAAUGACUAAUUUAUAUCUGGUUCUGUUUUACAUAACCCUUGUUUUACUUGCAAAACAGAUUGACUAUUACUGUCGACUGGAUUGUCUGUGGAAGAAUAAGUUUAAAAAAGAACAUGAACAAUUUGAAACUAUGGAGAAUGUUAACAGGCUUUUGCUGGAAAAUGUACUUCCAGCACACGUUGCUGCAUAUUUCAUUGGUGAAAAACGAAAUGAGGACUGGUACCAUCAAUCCUACGACUGUGUGUGUGUCAUGUUUGCAUCAGUACCAGAUUUUAAGGUGUUCUACACAGAAUGUGAUGUCAAUAAAGAAGGCCUGGAAUGCUUGCGGCUGUUAAAUGAAAUCAUUGCUGACUUUGAUGAGCUCUUGUUAAAACCUAAAUUUAGUGGUGUUGAAAAAAUAAAAACGAUUGGAAGCACUUACAUGGCAGCAGCCGGUCUCAGUGUUACACCAGGCCAGGAGAACAACCAGGAUAGGGAGAGACAGCAUGCCCACAUUGGGAUUAUGGUGGAAUAUGGAACUGCCUUGAUGAGCAAACUGGAUGGCAUCAACCGACACUCCUUCAACAACUUCCGCCUACGCAUUGGGAUCAAUCAUGGCCCUGUGAUUGCUGGGGUGAUCGGUGCCCGGAAACCUCAGUAUGACAUCUGGGGCAACACUGUUAAUGUUGCCAGCCGAAUGGAGAGCACAGGGGAACUUGGGAAAAUCCAGGUCACAGAAGAAACAAGCAAAAUACUACAGGAGUUGGGAUACUCGUGUGAAUGUAGGGGACUCAUUAAUGUCAAAGGCAAGGGAGAAUUGAGGACUUACUUCGUUUGCACUGAGACAGCCAAAUUCCAAGGUAUGGGACUGAACUGAGGCUAUGAUGAAGUUAAUCAAAACAGACUUAGAACUGCCUCCCUUCUGUGAAGACUUAUAAUUUCCCUCCUUAUGUGAAGGACUUUAUUCUAAAAAUAUGUAUAUGCUGUUCCUAUCUCUUCUACAUCUCAAGAGAAUUUUUUUUAAUAAAGAAGAGUUAUGAAAAUUUCCUAGAAGACACACAACAAUCAGUCUGAAAAAGACUACCUUUUCCUGAAAUAAUUUGAGGACUUACCUGGAAUUGCCACGAAGCAUUUUCAGUUAGUUUCUUUCCUUACCUGCACUGUGGGAGUCUUAACAGCUCCAGUACCAACACGUGUGGAUGCACUGUGGAACUCAGUACCAUGUUAAAACAUUCCACUGCGUGGUUCUUUGACACACACCUGCUUUUCAGUAUUGUGUUUGGCCAGGCAUGUGCAGUGAUACCGUGGGCACUGCAUAUCCUGCUUUUAAUGCUGAACAGAUUCACAGAAGACAGAUGAAUAAUGGGAAGAGGAACGCAAAUGAACUCAAAUGUAUCAUAUGACAACUGUGCUGAGCCCCUUUGGGGAAAGACCCGCAUUGCACAGGAUCUGGUCAUUUUAUCAUCCGUGCCUUCUCUGCAGAAGUACCUUGUGACCAAGAGCUGUUCAGAAAUAACUUUCAUCUAGUUCAGCGUGUUUACAUUAUAUUACAUGUUCUCCUUCUGUGUCUCUUUAUUUAGUAUCUGCAAGUGCAUUUUAUUCAGUCACAUAUAAGUCUUACAAUUUUUGAUUUUAAAUUUCAAAAAAUCCACGGGAUGGUGAGGAGUGUGGGGCACCUGUGGUUUACCUGAUAGACAGGCUCUGACAGCCCCUGGUGUUGCUGAGACUGGCAGGAAUUCUGUGUGCUGACUGUGUUCUUGGGGCACUUAGGGAAAAAAAUAAUCUGUUCUGAAUUGCUGGAAACUGAAGAACAGAAUUAUUAAGAUAGUAUUAGAAACAGUAGCAGAUACUGUAUUAACGGAACUGUGUCUGAGGUGCGGCUUGGUUUUUUUUAAAUUUUUAUUUCUACAAUUUGACUAGCCACUGGCUGGUUUCUGUACCUUUUAAAGGUAAUACAGUUUAUGAAACAAACUGGUUUUGAAGGUUACUAAUGAAAAUAUUCAUAAUGGAAAUGUUUCAGCAGAGCCCCAAUGCUGAAAGUAUGAGUAGAGCAUUCAUAUUAUCAUGGAAAUUGACUUACUGUAAGCUAGUUUAGUUUAGUCUGUAAAGUUUUUAAGCUUUAGUGGCUUUUGCUAAUUUCUAAAUAGGCAUUUUUCUACUUUCUGCAAUCUCUUGAUCUGUUUUCUGUUGGUGGAGAUAGUAUUUUGUAAGGCUAACAUCUUGUGCCCAGUUAUGUGUAUUAACUAAGAUGGAUUCUCCCCUCCUCCCCACAUACCACAUACAGUAGGGCAGGACAGCACAGUGAUCAGUGAGUACAACACCUGUUUAGUUAAGCCUUACUCUUCUACAAACAGAGCAGCAUUUACUGUUUCUGGAUUUAGUACUGACCCACCUUGGACAAGUGUUUAAGCAGUCCUAUGCAUCACUGCUGCUUUCUAAUUACUGUGUAAUUUCUUUAGAAGAUGAAGUGACUAUGUUUCAAGACAGGAACAAAUCUAAAUAUUGUCCAACUGUGGAUUAAAAAUUGUGCUUGCAGCCUUUGUCAAUUUUGUAGGUCAAAUCUGUGUGUAGUAGCUCUCCAACAGAAAACAGCAUGUUAGAAAACCUUAGUUUGAGGUUGUCUUGUUCACACGUGGGCUCUGCUGAAGAAGAAAGCAUCGUAUGUGGUGUCUUGUUAGUGCAAGUCAGUGUUGUAGUUGAAUAAACUUUCAAAUAGCUUUUGCUGCUCUUGUAUGUUGUGUAUUUGUAGUUACAGGUGCUCAGCAAGCAUUUGUUUUGAGAUAGUUAUUUAUUUUUUUAUAGGGACCAUGCAUGUGUCAAAGGCUCCUUUCAGCAGUCUGAUGUCCUGUUAGGUGAAGUGACCACUUGUCUCAUGAAUCCAUUUUGAAAAGUGCAUUAUGCCUAUAAAUAGAGCUGGCUCUGAAGUGCUUCUGUUCACAGAACUAGUAGAAUGUAGAUGUAAGUUAUCUAUGAAAGAAAAUUCGCUGUAGCAGCAUUUUGAAAUGGUUUCCUUUACGUGUUGCCUUGUCAGCCUGGUAACUUGCUUGGGCGUAACUUCAACUCGACCUCAUUUGCAGAAGUGCCCCGAAGAGCUGCAGCUUUCAAAGGGGAAGGAGAUGGGUUUUGUUGCGGGUUUAAAAGGACUGCUGGCUUGGUGUGCUGUGCAUGGUGUACUUGGGGAAGUCAGAAACUGUGUGAUGAAAAAAGAGGAUGACUAAUUUUUCAUCAGAACUGGAACUAUGUAAUAUGAGAGCUAUAUUCAACCACAGAAAAAGUUCAACUUAAGAAAAAACUGUAUUUAAGUAAUUGUUUUCAGCAGUCCUUCUGGGAGCAAACUGUGAAACUUAACAUUGAGGAAAAAAAUCUUAGUAGAAAUAUCUUCCUUACAGCAUUAUUUUUUUCCUUAUAUGGAAAAAAUGGCACUGUAUCUAAUUUGAAGAGCUAAUGACAUCUGAAUUAGGCAUCUGUUUUAAAGAACAAACUUUUGUUUUUACAGUGAAAUAAAAACUUCCUGAAACAUGUUUGGGUUUGCAAUUAUUUUGAUGAAGAUUCCCAUGAAUAGAAGGCAUAUUCCUCACAGCCCUAAAGAGUUAACAGGAUUGUUUUUGCCUAUAAACUAAACUCAAUAUUUACCUUUUUAGAAAAUGUUGCAAGUGGAAAAUGGGUAGAGUGACAUCCAUGUGUUCAAGAGCUGAGGAGAAAUUUCAAUUAUUG
Molecule: messenger RNA, 6793 nt
Organism: Empidonax traillii (willow flycatcher)
Lineage: Eukaryota; Metazoa; Chordata; Aves; Passeriformes; Tyrannidae
Gene: ADCY7
Product: adenylate cyclase 7
Exons: 29
Coding region: 741-3956 (1071 amino acids)
Biological process (GO): intracellular signal transduction; adenylate cyclase-activating G protein-coupled receptor signaling pathway; cAMP biosynthetic process
Cellular component (GO): plasma membrane
Molecular function (GO): adenylate cyclase activity
Source: RefSeq, a predicted model, not a curated record